AUGGAGUUCGCGGACAAGGACAGCAGGGCCGAGGAACACGGCGCCACCUGGUUAGCCCCAUUGCCCCCUCUCCCCCCGACCCCCAUCUUCGGCCGCGCGGGCCUUGAGAUCAACGACCCGCAGUCGAAAAUCUACGGCUGGGAGGAGUCCCGCGUGGCCCAGGCGCUGCGGAACCACGCGAGCGGGCGCAUCAACGCCAAGCGCCUCUCUGUCUGGGUGUUCACGCUGAAGGACUUCGGGCCGUGGUUCAUCAACGAGGUGCUCGCGAAGGUCCUGCCAACUCUCCGCCGCAACGGCGUGCUCUGGAUCGGCAAGACCAAGGUGGGGAAGUCGACGGCGUCGAAGACACUUGCGUUCUUGAUGUCCAUGCUCGAGAUCGAUGCCCUUGAGGGCGAUGACAGGGAGGGCGCACCUGAGCCUUCAGUUGUCACCGCCAAGCACUUUGAUUUCUUCAAGGGCGAGCCAGUGGAGAGGGUGCUGCCUCUGGGCCUGGCGUCAAACUGGCUCCCAUUCUUCGACUGCAUGGUCAUGUGUUCCCAGGAGUACCCGCACUUGAAGAUCGUCCACGAGCUCGGCAAGCAGCACAACGUCGCGGGCCCCUGGAUGGAGAAGUUCCAGGAUGCCGCCGCGCCUUACAUCGCCGACAAGAUCCCCCUCCCGAAGCUGCACGAGGCCUUCAAGAAACGGGCCAAGGCUGACGAGGUCUUCCUGAACAAGUCCAAGGUCAGCCGCCUCGCGCCAGGCACCCGCCCCAAGAAGCAGGAGAUGGUGACGAAUUUCGACACGUUGGGCCUCCGCAAGGGCAUGGUCGUCGCCACGGACGGGUGGAAGGCCACGAUCGCCACCAUCAGGCAAAUCAAGGACAGGGAUGGAUGGUCGGACAGGGACCUGAAGCACGAUAUUGUCGUCCACUCCAAGGGGGAGGUCAAGAACCAGCGCGGCUUUACGACGAACCACAUCGAGAACCGUUGGUCGGUCCUCAAGAGGUGGCUCAAGAAGCGCCUUGGCGGUCGCCUGCCGACUACCUCGGAUCGGCGGAAGUGGGCCCGCUGGGUGACGGAGUUCCAGUACAGGAAGAACGUCACAAAGACGCUCUCGGUCGAUGGCGGCAACACCUACUCCCUGCCGACGAAGGCGUUCCUCUCCCACGUGGCGGAGGUCACGCUGGCUGGGGGGCUUUGA
Molecule: messenger RNA, 1182 nt
Organism: Prorocentrum cordatum
Lineage: Eukaryota; Dinophyceae; Prorocentrales; Prorocentraceae
Source: the annotation of a GenBank genome assembly